AACGCCACACCUCACUGCACAAACUUCACCCACCCUCACUCGGCCAAAUACACACACACACUCUCUCUCUCUCUCUCUCUUUUCUAUAUAUCUUGGUCCUCCAUACUUAUCACAAAAGCCUUCUCUUCCUCUUUCUCUGAAUCAAAAAAUGACAUCAAAAGACUGUGGCCACGACGACGACGAUCGUAAAGAUGCAGCCCGACGUGUAGUAGGUGGCAUCUUAACCUUCAUAGUCCUAGUCCUAUUGGUGGUAUUCAUAAUAUGGCUUGUCCUUCGUCCAACAAAGCCCCGUUUUAUACUCCAAGAUGCAACCAUCUACGCCUUCAAUAUAACAGCACCAAACCUUCUAACAGCCACCUUUCAAGUAACCCUUUCCUCCCGCAACCCAAACGAGCGCAUCGGUGUCUACUACGAGCGCCUAGACGUGCACGCUUCAUAUCGGAAUCAGCAGAUCACACUUCCAACAAGGUUGCCAUACACUUACCAAGGUCAUAAAGAUAUAACCAUAUGGUCUCCUUUUCUAUAUGGUAACACAGUUCCAAUUGCCCCUUACUUAGGGAUGUCUCUACAACAAGAUCAGAAUGCUGGCUUGGUCAAGAUGGAUAUUAAAAUAAAUGGUAGAGUUAAAUGGAAAGUUGGUACUUGGGUUUCUGGCAAAUAUCAUUUGAAUGCAAAUUGCCCUGCUUACAUUUCAUUUGCUAAUAAAGGUAAUACUAAUAUUAAUAAUAAUAAUCCCUUUAAUCUUGGAUCUGCUGCUCUUAAGUUUCAGCUUCCUAGUAGCUGUCAACUUGAUGUUGCUGUUUAAAUAUUACGGACUACCUCAUCACUCAUCCAUCAUCCAACUCGAUCGCCAUUCCUGUUCGAUCUCUACUUUCCACUUUUUUUUUUUUUUUUUUUUUUUUAAUUUUUAAAUCUGGUAUUAUUGUUUAGCUAUUAAUUAGCUCCUUGUAACUUUUACUCUCAUACGAUUAUCUUUCUUUUUGGUUGGAGGUAAAUUGUUGGUAAAGUGAAUAAGCACAGUUUUCAUAAUUUGUAAAUUCUAUUGAUGCGAUCCAAUGAUUAUUAUUAAUUGUUAUA
Spinacia oleracea (spinach) is the source of this 1077-nucleotide messenger RNA. Its product is annotated as NDR1/HIN1-like protein 1. Gene Ontology annotation, cellular component: plasma membrane; plasmodesma. NCBI's taxonomy places the organism in Eukaryota, Viridiplantae, Streptophyta, Magnoliopsida, Caryophyllales, Amaranthaceae. The record is from RefSeq and is a predicted model, not a curated record. The transcript has a single exon. The coding region runs from base 149 to 805 and encodes 218 amino acids. Gene Ontology annotation, biological process: defense response to other organism.